GAGUAACCUGUGGAACAACAAUAAUAACAACCUUAUGAACCCGAUGGUAGUCUGUGCACAUCACUUUAUCAUAGUCAGUGGCAGAAACAGAAGCAACUGCUUCAUGGCUUCUUUAAUAUUUGGCGUUGCUAUUUAUUAUAAUUCCAGAAAAACCGAUUGUUUGUUGAAAGCGCCAUUUUCUUUUUAACUGACGAGAGUCUUAUCAUGGGGAUCAAGGCGGUCGCGCAGGGUGUAUAGCAGCAAAAUGGCGUUGCGGAGAAUAACCCAGGAAACAUUUGAUGCAGCAGUCAAAGAAAACAUUGAGGAGUUUGACAUGGAUCCUGAAGAUGCUCUCCGGGAUGCUGUGGAGCAGUUUGAAUCCCAGGGAGUUGACCUCAGUUGCAUAGUCAAAGUGGUUCCCACUUCAUCGUCCAGUGUGGUCGAAGAUGAGCAGACACACCAGGUCUUAAGGGCUUUGGAGUCCCUCAGUGCUAACAAAGAUUUAAAUGACGUCUCAAGACUGUCCGCUGACCUAAAGGGCUUCACCGAGCAAUGCCAACUUGGAUUUGCCCAGCGAUACCUGGCUGCUCAGAAAGAUGCAUAUCCCAUUAUCAUCUCUGUGUGUAAAAAGAGCUUGGACGAUCCUGAAGCCGUGUUGACAGCUGUAUCCGCCUUAGCUGCGCUAACCGAUGGACAGCCAGAUCUGUUAGACGCUGAAGGCCAGCAGUUCCUGUUGGACGUCAUUAAGAAGUACCAGACUGAUCCAGUUGUGGCACGUGUGUGCAUCUGUGCCGUGCGCCACUGCUGCUUGAAGCAUGAGCAGAAUAGGCAAGACUUAGUGAAAGGUGGCAUCCUCCCUUUGUUGACUGGAGCAUUAACACAGAACAGAGCGUGUGGAGCCCUGGUGAAGGAGGCGUCUGCUGCUCUCAGGGUCAUGACCUUUGACGACGAUGUCCGUGUCCCAUACGGGCAGGCCCACGAGCACGCCAAGGCUAUUGUUUUGAUACACAAUGGGCUGAAGGUUCUGAUACAAGCUGCAGAAGCUCAUGUUGACAACACUGCUGUUCUGAGUGAACUAUGUGCCACUUUGUUGCGUCUGGCUGUCAGAAACGAGUUUUGUCAAGACAUAUGUAAUCUGGGAGGACUGAAGCUCAUGAUGACCCUGCUGGCUGACAGCUAUGAAACAGCGGACUUAGUUCGCCAGGUCCUGAGCGCGAUCCGAGCUGUUGCUGGAAAUGACGAUGUUAAAGACACGGUCGUGAAUGCAGGUGGGGUCCCGCUGAUUGUCAUCGCCAUGAACAGACAUAUUCGUGAUGCCUCGGUGUGUGAACAGGGCUGUGCGUGCCUCGCUGUCCUGGCUUUACGGAAACCCAAAAACUGUGCCGUCAUAAUGGCGGAAGGGGGAGCCUUAGCUGCUGUGCAGGCCAUGAAGACACACCCUAAUAGUGCGAAUGUUCAGAAACAGUCCUGUAUGUUGCUGAGAAAUCUAGUGGCACGUAUGAGCAACUUCAGCCAACCAAUUCUAGACAUGGGAGCAGAGGCCCUGAUAACUCAGGCACUGAGGAGCCAUCAAGACUGUGGGGAUGUUGGCAAAGCAGCACUGAGAGAUUUAGGUUGUCAGGUGGAGCUAAGAGAGCUGUGGACUGGCAAGCAUGGAAGCCUCACUAACUGAAGGGGAAUUUAAAUAAAAAAAUGUUUCUUUUAUACAGAACAUUGAGUAUCAUUCCAAAAUAGCAUGUUUUUAGUAGAUGCUGAAACAAGUUGUUAUAACAUGUUUAUGGGACGUUUUGAGAGUCACAUCAGUCACACUUCUUUGACUCUGUUUUAAAAACAGUUAUUGGCAGAGUUAAUCAUGGUAGACUCUCGCUGUUAUUGUUCACCAUGUUGUGUUCAUGACAAACUGCUCAAGUCCAAUAUUAUGUCCGUUUUAAUGUAGAUUUUUCUUUUGCAUUUUUCUGGUGCCAUUCUUCAUAAACACUGAGUUUUAUGAUUUAAAUGCUUGAUUAUUUCUCAAACAGUACCGCACACAAAGAGAAGUCAUGCAAGGGAUGUAGCACUUCUAAGUAUGCUACAGUUAUUUAGUCAUAUCCAGAUAUCAGUGAGUUUCAUUACCAAGCUGAUUUGUCAACAAUGCGUCAUGUUCUUUGGAGAUGUAAACAUUGUUGUAAUGUCUUAUAACUGCAAGAUUAUAAUGUUUGGCAAUUUCAGAUUCUGAAACAAACAGGUUAUGGAAAAUCUUCUGUAUUUUUAUGUUUGGAAUGACCUACUUCUCUGUACCUGCAACUCUUGAAUUCAAGGCCAGAAACAUGUUCCGGUGCCAUGUAUUUUCACACUGAUUUUCCACUGAAUACACUUUCAAAGUUU
This is a messenger RNA of Synchiropus splendidus (mandarinfish), 2343 nucleotides long. It is a transcript of the gene armc6, whose product is annotated as armadillo repeat containing 6. The transcript is spliced from 8 exons. The record is from RefSeq and is a predicted model, not a curated record. NCBI's taxonomy places the organism in Eukaryota, Metazoa, Chordata, Actinopteri, Syngnathiformes, Callionymidae. Gene Ontology annotation, molecular function: protein binding. Gene Ontology annotation, biological process: hematopoietic progenitor cell differentiation. The coding region runs from base 245 to 1651 and encodes 468 amino acids.